This is a messenger RNA of Acanthosepion pharaonis, 741 nucleotides long. NCBI's taxonomy places the organism in Eukaryota, Metazoa, Mollusca, Cephalopoda, Sepiida, Sepiidae. The record is from the annotation of a GenBank genome assembly.
AUGGUCGGGCUCGGAUCCGCUCUGACCUUCGCACUGCCGCACUUCCAGAUUGGUGACGGUCGAGCAACUGGGCCAGCAUGCUUUCGUGAUUGGGGUCGAGAUGCUGGACCACCACAGCGCCGUGCCGGAACGGCGCGCGCGGGCGUCAGCAUCCGCGCAACGCCUCCAGCCCGCCGGCCGACGCGCCGAUGCCCACCACCGGCACCGGUGCGAUGUCGUGCUCAACCCGCUCAUGCGGUCUGGUCCCGUCAGAAUGGUGGGGCGACAGCCGCGUCGCUCUCACGGGAAAGGCGGCUCGGUCGAGGUCGGACAGGGUCGGGCUUGGCUUUGCGCGAUCGUCGCGGCGGUAUUGGCGAUGGCGGUCAGCGACCUUCCAGCACCAUGCCGCUUUUCGGCGUGAUCGAGGGUCAGUCGGCCCGACGUACGCCCCAGUUCCGCGUCAUAGGCGGACAGGCGCUCGGGCUGCGAACGGCUGACGUCGAACUGCGAGGCGAAGAUAUAGGGCAUGUGACCGCCCAAUUGCCGCAGCUUCGACAUGUAAAAAGCAGGUUGACGAAGGGCGAGCCGUCCUGCGGGAAAUUGAUCAGCGUCGUGCGGACAUUCAACUGGCGGUCAUUGGUCAGGAAUUCCCUGAACGCGAUCGCGCGCCUCGACAUUGUCGGCGUCGCGCUGCAGCAUCCGACACCCGCCCGAUCAUCUCCUCGCUGGUAUAGCCGGUCAGUUCCCGGAAACCAUGAUUGA